ACACUUAUUUUAAGCCUCAGUAUCUCAAAUAUCAGCCCCUACUAGUUGUAUAGUUCUCUCUUAUUUGAUAUCAGAGAGCCCAAUGGAGCCUUCUGAAGUACCCAGUCAGAUUAGCAAAGAUAAUUUUUUAGAAGUUCCUAAUUUAUCUGAUUCUGUUUGUGAAGAUGAAGACAUUGGAGAUAAUUUCAAGCCUGGCUUCUCUCCUCAACCCAGUAGACGAGGUUCUGAAUCUUCUGAAGACAUGUACCUGGACACCCCAACUUCAGGUACCAGAAGAGUUUCAUUUGCUGACAACUUUGGAUUCAAUCUUGUGUCCAUUAAAGAAUUUGAUUGCUGGGAAUUACCGAGUGUUUCAACCAAUUUUGACUUAAAGAAGGAUGUUUUCCAUACUGAAGAGUAUGUACUAUCUCCACUCUUUGAUUUGCCUUCUUCAAAAGAAGAUCUCAUGCAACAACUUCAAGUACAGAAAGCAAUAUUAGAGUCAACUGAAUAUCUUCCUGGGUCUACAAGUAUGAAAGGCAUUAUUCGAGUUUUGAAUAUUUCUUUUGAGAAGUUAGUAUAUGUGAGAAUGUCCUUAGAUGACUGGCAGACACAUUAUGACAUUUUAGCAGAAUAUGUUCCUAAUUCAUGUGAUGGUGAAACUGAUCAGUUCUCCUUUAAGAUUUCAUUAGUUCCUCCUUAUCAAAAAGAUGGCAGUAAAGUUGAGUUUUGUAUACGUUAUGAAACUUCUGUUGGUACAUUUUGGUCAAAUAAUAAUGGCACAAAUUAUGCACUGGUUUGUCAAAAGAAAGAACAAGAGCCAGAGCCUGUGAAGCCACGGGAAGAAGUUUCUAAUAGACAAAUAAAAGGCUGCUUAAAGGUAAAAUCAAGUAAAGAAGAAUCAUCAGUAACAUCAGAAGAGAAUAACUUUGAUAAUUCAAAGAUUACAGAUGCUUAUAUCCCAAGAAUCGUUUAUUCUCAUGAGGACAAGGAAGACUUGGAAACCAGUAAUCAGAAUGUAAAAGACGUAAACAGGGAACAUGAUGAACAUAAUGAAAAAGAAUUAGAGUUGAUGAUAAAUCAACGCUUACUAAGAACUGGAAGUGCCACUUCAAGAGACGAAAAGAACACAUUUUCAACAGAUCCAGUUGAUUUCCCAAAUAAAGCUGAGGGGUUAGAGAAGAAGCAAAUUCAUGGUGAAAUAUGCACUGACUUGUUCAAAAGGCCUUUGUCUCCAAGUUCAUCAGCAGAAAGUUCCUUAAAGGGAGAUUUUUACCACAAUAAAAAAUAUUCCUUUGGAAAUGAGGAUAGUCAUCCAGCUUCAGAGGAAAUUGCUUCAGAUUUGGGAAAAAUCAAGUCAUCACUGGGAGAAACCAGUAGUGAUGAAUUAGUGCAAUUACAUACUGGCAGCAAAGAAGUUCUAGAUGAUAAUGCCAAUCCAGCCCAUGUGAGUGGCAGAGUACAAAUAUUCUGUCCCUCCUCAGAUCGACUAUUGGCAGAAAACCUUAAUAAGAAUCAUGAAGGAGGAGUUAAGAAAAUUGAAAUAACAGAUUGGGAAUGUUCAAGAAGAGAUUUCCAUUCAGAUACAUCCACAUAUCUGGAAGAAUCAACAGAAAAUGUAACUUCCAAAGAAGGUUAUAGCAACAGUAUGGAUGAGAAGAAACAAAGAAUACACUUAGGUGUUCAUGAAAAACAAAGCAAAAAAUUUCAGUCAAUCUUACAUGACCAAGAAGGAAAGAUGGGCCACCCUGAAAUAAGUGUAGAAGGGUUGGAAAUUAGGAACAGAGACCUGUUUCCUGUGCUAGGCAAAGAUACUACAGUUCUGGCCCAGACAAUCACAGCAGACACUUUUCCCUCACCAAGGAAAAAUCCAAAUUGUGAAGACGCUGUAUUCACAAGUCCAGAAAGAGAUGAAGGCACUCCUUUAGAAGGGAUAGCCAGUCAAGCUUGCUCACCAAGAAAUGGAAAUGGUUUAAGGGAUGAUUAUCGUUUCCAAAUUGAAGAAGAAAAAUCAGGUUGGAUUAAUCCUGAAGAUCAGAAUAAGAAUAAACAGCCUAAACAAUAUUGGAAUGUUCUGGAAAGUCAGGAAAAAGCAAGAGAGAGUGAGACAAAUAUAACUCAGCAGAUCAAAGAACAAGCAGAUUGUGAAGACAUGUGCAGAAAAAGAGAUAACAUUAGGAAUUUGAAAGCUACUUCUAGGGAAGAAUUGUUUACCUGCCAAGAAACAGAGCGUUACGAACUGUCUUCUCUAGCUGAUCAUGGUAUUACUGAGAAAGCAGAAGCAGGAACAGCUUAUAUAAUUAAGACAACAUCAGAAAGUACUCCAGAAAGCAUGUCUGCUAGAGAGAAAGCAAUAAUUGCUAAGCUACCUCAAGAGACAGCACGAAGUGACAGGCCCAUCGAGGUAAAAGAAACAGUGUUUGAUCCACAUGAAGGGAGAGAUGAUGAUUCACAUUAUACCCUUUGUCAACGAGAUACAGCAGGUGUAAUCGAUGACAACGACUUUGAAAAGGAGUCACGUUUAGAUAUUUGUAACGUACAUGUAGAUGAAAUGGAGAAGGAGGAAACCACAUCUAUGUACAAUCCCAGGAAGGCACACGACAGGGAGAAAUGUGGCACUGGAAAUAACACAUCGGUUGAAGAAUCUUCACAGGCCAUUACAGGCAAUCAAAAAGCAAUGUCAAAACUGAAUUUACAGUUUGGAACGUUGUCAACAGACAAAAAAAAAAUCCCAGAAAAUAGAGAUCUUGGACAGGUCCAAGGAUUAUCAAAGAAAACAAAUUUAGAUGCUCUGGUUUAUUCUGCUUUUAACUCAGACACUAGCAGAGCUUCUCAGAAUGUUUCUAGCCACCAGACUAAAGUGUCAGUGCCAUCUUGUGAACAGGCAAUUGCUGUAGAGAGUACAACUGCGACCAUGACUCCCCAUUCUAUUCCUACCAAAUCAGAAUAUAAUUGUAAUCCAACCAGUGAAACCCAGGAUCACGCUGUGUCUAAACCCAAAGAAUUUUCCAAAAGUUCAGAAAUAAUGAUAUCAGAUGGUAGAAAAGAAAGAUGUAUAGGCCAGAAUUUUCAACCAGGAGAAUGCAGGAUGGGAAAAUCUCUGGGGCCAAUGAUUUUAAUCAGUGAGCCUCUGGAGAACACAGAAGAGGAAAGGCAUGAAAAUGAAGGAUUAAUAAACUCUGGACAGUCGCGAUGCUCUUCUAGUAACAAAGAAUCUGAUAGCUCUGCUUCUGCUAGUCUCUCUGUCCAGGAAAGUCAAGCUCAAAGCAAUGAGUCUCUACUCUCAAAAUACACCAGCUCUAAAAUAUCUUAUUUCCUUUUGUUUCUGAUAUUUCUUGUAACCAUCUAUCAGUAUGACUUAAUGAUAGGCUUGGCAUUCUACCUUUUAUCAUUGUACUGGCUGUACUGGGAAGAGGGGAGACAAAAAGAGUCUGUCAAAAAGAAGUAACCUUGGCACUUAUUAUUAUUCUCUCUUAAAAGAUAAGCUAUUUAGCCCCAAACAUUUGGAUUGGUGAAAGAGACUAUUCAUUGUUCAAAGAGCCAGUGCAGGUUUUCUCUUGAAGGAUCAUUUAAAAAGGAAUGCGUAUGAAGUUUGCGCCUUCAUAUCAGUAAUUAUUCUAUAUAGGACCAUUAUGUUUGGAUCAUUAAAUACCUAUAUGAAUAUGAGAUCUGAAGCACGUCAAGUUGAAAUUAGGUACAGCUGUUGCUCCUUAGCAGGCUAUGAAGUCGCAAUGCUUCACGUCUCUUCACUACUUAAAGUGCUAUUUCUUGCAUUCAUUUCUUUUGCAGUAAAGCUUCAUUUUUUUUUUUUCCCUGAGAGCACUUUUCCCCCUAUGGCUUUUAAAAAUAGAUAAAUCAUGAACAAUGAAAGAAGAUUUUUUUUUCUUUUGGUCCUUUAAACUUGACCACGAAAUUUGCAUUUACUGCUGUAUCAUUUAUCAGUACAUAUUGAUAGAUCAAAUAUUUCAAAUUUCAUUUCAUAAUUAUAAGAAAAAAUCAUGCAUAUUGAAAUAUGUAAACUUAAAUUGAAAAAGCACACACAUUAUAUUCACAUGAAUUAGACUUCAUACACACACCUUAUACCUUUUUAUGCCUAUGAAGUCAGGGUGUUUAUAAGCCAAAUUUGACCAAGACUGAAACAAUUGGAAAAUUAUUUCUCUAUUCUGAAAAAUUUUGUGGAUGGCCUGUCUUUAAGUGAUGUUUUUCUCUUAUAAAGAGAGACUGUAAUAUAGCUGAACAAUUUCAAUGUCAACUAUUAUUCAGAGUGGAAAAUUUAAAUUAAAAGUUCCACAAGCAUUGUUUCAGAAUGACUUUGUACCUAUAAACAUAAGGCAUUAAAUGAUAAUAAUAAAAAGAUAUCCAAAUGAACUAUGUAUUCUAUGUGUUACUACUUUUGCUUUCAAACAAUUUUUUAAAAUCUUUUAUCUUUUCUCAUGGUAAGGCAAUAAAUUAUUCCCCAAGGUGCAUUUAGAGAACAGUCUCUGGUGAUAUUCAUGAUGUGAUUAGACGGUUUUAAGAAGAUAAUUCAAAAUUUUAAGUAGGUAAAUAGUUAAGUGUGGAAAUCUACUGGAGAAGAAAUGAAAGUCAAGUAUAGCAGUGACUUUGUCUGUUGUAGUUUCCUAUGGCAAAAGAAGUAAAUAGGAGAACUUGUCAUUUUAGUUAGGGAUAAUGCAAGGAUUUAUAUACAAUCUAUUUCAACAACUAUUUGUUGAAGGACUAUAAUCUACAAAACCCUGUGUUCUGUUCUAUGGUGGAGCUUUUCCUUAAGUAUUAUCCAUAGCUACUCCUAGUUUUAAUUAUGUAGUAUGAUCCUUUUAACUUGGCUGCAGGGAUGAAAGCAAGUCACACAAAAGGAGCCUAUGGAGAUGAUUCCUUUUUCAUAGGAACAUGUUUGAUACAGCACAUAAUGUUGACCUUCAGAGGAAAAGAGAUAGUCUAUUCACCUGUAAUGGUAAAUUCAGUGAGUAAAAUCUGCAUGUAUCAGCCCACUAUCAUAAGUGUAUUUUUGAGAAGACGAGAAUCAAACACUUAAAACUGACUUUUAGCUGGUAGUAAAUGAUUUUCUUAAUUUUUAUUAGGUACACAACUAUUUCCCAAUCUCCUAAUGCAUGCAACUCUCAAGUCCCAUUGAAAAUAAAUGCUUGACUUUAAGUUGAGCAAAUAUAAACAUCCUGAAGUAGAACUUAGGGCAAAUAUUUGAUUGUUUGAUAAAGCAUAUUUUCAGUUACUACAAGGGGAAUACUAUAAAUGUACCUGGAAAUUAUCUCCCAAACUGCUGUCCUGAUAUUAUGUUGACAGGUCCAAAUUACAAUGGAGUUAAGUUUAGCAUUUUUCCAGUUCUUACUGGCUUGGUGUUUGAAUUCUACUUUUUAAAGAGUUUUAGUCAAUAUGGCAUCUCAUUAAUGCAAAGAAUACUACAUUACUUUAUGAACACAGGUGCCUGAGUUGAAAUUAUUCCCUUCAAAGAAUAAUAUAACCUCUUUUAUCUCUCUUAUUUGACUUUUCAUAACAUUACUUACCAAAUCUUCUCAUAUGUUUGUAAUCAAACAAUAAGAAGUUUCAAAGGGUUAAAAAUAGUUGUGUAAUUUUUGCAUGCCAUAGAGAAAUAAUUGAUGAUUGAACUGACUUUCCAAACAUUACUAACAAAGAACUUGAAAUAUAGUCAUAAGAACUUGGGAAACUAUUGAUUGCUAGAUGGAGAGGUAGAAUUUUGCAAGCUAUUUUAGUCAUUGCACUAUGUUCAACAAGAAAGGUGGGUCUCAGGAAUAACUGGCAGACCCUGGCUAAUAAAUAUUUGGCUGUGAAUCAUCAUGGGAAGGGUCAUCAUCUUUUAAGCAUAGCUGCUGGCACAGUGUCUCAUAAAGUAAUGAUAAAGAGCCAAAUGAGGGUGUGGCAGAAGAGUCAGCACAGAGGUACCUUGUAUGUCUCCUUUAUGUAUUGAAUAAGAAACUGUCACCUUUCAUCCUGAUGGGCUUCACACUUUUAGAAACAAAAUUCUAAAAAUUAAUUGAUAUGUCAAACAAACACUUAUUUAAAAAGAAGCACAUUUGUAUAAGCCAUAAUACCACAAUGUAUGUCUCAACUAAGAGAAAAUGAAUCAACAAAAUGACAUUUACCCUAAAAUAUUAAAGAACAUUGGGUUAAACCUAGCCCUGCCUUCCUGAUGAGCUCCAAUAAUUUCAUAGUGAAUUAUUUCAAGGAAUACGUGUAUCUAUAUAUUUAUCACUUUUUACAAAAGAAACAGAACAUUUUUGUUUCUGGUUUACAAGGUAAACUUAAAAGUAUUCAGACCAAAUUUUGGGGGAAAAUAAAUGUUUUAUUUUCCCCCCAAAUAGCAUUCAUAGUACUUUCUUCAUAAUAUUUUCCAAGCCAUAAAUAUUAUGUUGCCUUCUCUAUUAGGUUCCCUUUUGCAUAUUGAUAAACUUAAAAAGCAAACAAAAUUAUAAAAAUGAAACAGCAAAACUAGUAAAGAUGUAAGCAGUACCUUUUAUUGAUUUGUUAUAAUAUCUGACCUUGCUUUCAAAUUUUCACUGAGUGAAUAUGUAAACUGAAGCACAUAAUAAGGAUUUUUUAUUUGUUGAAUCCCAUCUUAACCAGUUCCUAUGAAACUGAGCGAUAGGAUAGACUUUGAUUCUGCAACAAGGUAUAAAAGAACUAUGACAGCUCAUGUUCUCUAGAUGCUUCCACAGUUGUGCACCUACCUGAAGAGAACAACUGAAACUAUUCCUUUUAUUUAUUUGAUUAAACUCAUUUUAUUUUUUUUAUGUUUUUGGGAAAAAUUGCAAUAAAAAUCUUGGCACUAUAAUUUUCUUUUCCUUCUUAAAAAUAGAUUUGGUCAUUAAUCCAAUGUUUCCAUCACUUUAUCCAAACCACUUUAAACUGCAAAUUAAAUUUUCAUAAGAUUUUUCAACCUGGCUUUGUGCUUCUUUUGUAAGAAAUGUCUUUAAUUGUAGUGUGCUAAAACCUUAUUAAACAAAC
Marmota monax (woodchuck) is the source of this 6957-nucleotide messenger RNA. It is a transcript of the gene Ppp1r3a, whose product is annotated as protein phosphatase 1 regulatory subunit 3A. The transcript is spliced from 4 exons. Gene Ontology annotation, molecular function: protein phosphatase 1 binding; glycogen binding. Gene Ontology annotation, cellular component: protein phosphatase type 1 complex. The record is from RefSeq and is a predicted model, not a curated record. The coding region runs from base 83 to 3427 and encodes 1114 amino acids. Gene Ontology annotation, biological process: regulation of glycogen biosynthetic process. NCBI's taxonomy places the organism in Eukaryota, Metazoa, Chordata, Mammalia, Rodentia, Sciuridae.